Molecule: messenger RNA, 1101 nt
Organism: Ascochyta rabiei
Lineage: Eukaryota; Fungi; Ascomycota; Dothideomycetes; Pleosporales; Didymellaceae
Exons: 1
Coding region: 1-1101 (366 amino acids)
Biological process (GO): protein polyubiquitination; ubiquitin-dependent protein catabolic process; positive regulation of proteasomal ubiquitin-dependent protein catabolic process
Cellular component (GO): cytoplasm; ubiquitin ligase complex
Molecular function (GO): ubiquitin protein ligase activity; ubiquitin conjugating enzyme binding; zinc ion binding
Source: RefSeq, a predicted model, not a curated record
AUGGACUUCACCUCGAUGGAACCCCAGACAGCUAAGGUUGCCAUACAGCUGCAGCUAGCCGAUCUAGCCGAUCUACUCGACAGUCUCUACAACGACAAUGAAGUCCCGGAAGGUGAUGAACGCGCCAGUAUCGAGAUGAUUCAGCGCGACUUGACACACCAGCUGUCGCUACUAGAAGGGCAGGUUCUUGUCAUCAAGAUACUCAAGGAUGAGUACAACGAACGCGUUGCAUUCAAUAAGCUCUUGGAUGACGAGAGGCAGGCAGUCAGCGACCAUCAACUAGCCAUGAGCUUGGCUGGCAUUCCAGUUGGCCCAGCAGAUGCUGCGUUCAGUGCUAACUACGAAGCUCAACUUCGUGAAGCGGAAGACAAUGACCAGGAUGAGCAAUGGGAGAUGGCAAAAGAUCUUUACGCUUCCGCAUUUGGAGCAGCUGACGAAGACAGUAUUCAGCACGCACCUGAAGGAGGGCCUAUUCAGCCUGUUGUCGCAAAUCGCCCGCUUCUGCGUGGUGUUCGUACAGCUCCGUCUAAGCAGACAAAGGGCGAUACCAACUCCAAGAUCUUAGGCUCUGACGCUUUCACGAAGUGCAAUGCUUGUAUGGAGAUCGUGCCGAGCAAGAAUGUCCUUCGCCUUCAGUGUGCCCCGGAGCUGCACAGCUAUUGUCGCACGUGUCUCUUGGAUCUGUUCACCAGUGCCAUUGAAAAUCCUACACUAUUCCCGCCGCGAUGCUGCAGGGUAGUGAUACCUCUCGACACCUGCCGCACCAUGCUCCCCCGGGAGAUGGUGAAGAAGUUCGAUCUCAAGGUUGAUGAACUCGCGACUCCCAACCCUACGUACUGCGCCAACGCCGGUUGCUCCAAGUUCAUUCGGCCUAAAGACAUCACAAAUGGAAUUGGUGUCUGCGUCUUUUGCAAGCACAAGACCUGCGCACAGUGUAAGAGCCAGGAGCAUACUGGUCUAUGUCCUAGCGACCCGCAUGUACAGCUUCUCAUGGAUGCUGCAAAGCGGAGUAAGUGGCAGCAAUGCACGAGGUGCAACAACAUGGUAGAGCUCGCUCACGGAUGUUUCCACAUGACGUACGUACCCACAAACAAGAAAUAG